Molecule: messenger RNA, 4951 nt
Organism: Cyclopterus lumpus (lumpfish)
Lineage: Eukaryota; Metazoa; Chordata; Actinopteri; Perciformes; Cyclopteridae
Gene: adgb
Product: androglobin
Exons: 35
Coding region: 46-4731 (1561 amino acids)
Biological process (GO): proteolysis
Molecular function (GO): protein binding; calcium-dependent cysteine-type endopeptidase activity; oxygen binding
Source: RefSeq, a predicted model, not a curated record
GUAAACGUAGACUGUAAAUACAAUUGGAAAGAAACGAGUGACGCAAUGGCUCCAGACACCGCCCACGUUAAAGCAACGUUGCUUAGCAACGAGUCAACUUUUAAGAGCAGAGACAUCAGCAAACAAACAAACGCGCCUCCGGCCGCCUUCUUGACUCACUUGAUCUUAGAGCAAUGUCCAAGGCACCACCCAAGAAAAAGGAGUCCUCCUCAAGUAAAGUCUCUGUAUCCGACCGACAGACUGACGUCCCUCGCUGCCACUUCCUCUGAGAGCCUAGGAGAUGUAUGGAGACGCAGGUUUCCCAUCUGGCCUGAGUGGAACGAUGCAGAAGUCAAUAAGGAGAAAUGGGACUCGAGUAAAGGAGCUGAAGAUGGAAGGACGAGCAAGAGUCACAAUGCUCCAUUUUUUGAAGAUCCUGAGGGGAAAAUCUCCCUGCCUCCAUCUUUGAAAGUGCAUUCCUGGAAGCGUCCUACAGAGUUUAUUGUCAACAAGGCUCUCACCGUGGUUGAAAAUCAAAUGACCUUUGACCUAAUCUCCCCAAAUGAUCAUCUUAUUUGCAGUGAGCUGAUGAGGUGGCUCAUUAGUGAGAUCUGUAUCGUUUGGACGCUGCAUAACGGCACAUUUACAGAACAAGAUUGUUGGAGACCCUGGGAGCACAUCUACUCGCUGUGUAAGGUGGUGAAAGGUCAUGUGCCUCUCUACAACAACUAUGGGAAAUACGUGGUCAGACUCUAUUGGAUGGGUUGUUGGAGAAAGAUAACAGUCGAUGAUUCGAUGCCAUUUGAUGAAGAAAACAACCUUCUUCUUCCUGCCUCCACCUGUCAGUGGGAGCUGUGGCCGAUGCUGUUAGUCAAGGCUCUCAUUAAAGUGGCCAACACAAAUGUCGUGUCUGAGGUCUGCGGAGAGAUGGGCGAGUUCACCUUCAUCCACACCCUCACUGGCUGGAUCCCAGAAAUCUGUCCAAUAAAGUCUGCAUACGUGGGGAAAAUGUGGGAUGUCUUACAAGACACCAUUCCCACAUUUACACACCCAGAUGAGAGUUUGCCGAAGACAAAGUCUCAGACUGCAGAUCCAGCUGCAGGGGGACGUUCCAGCUGUAAUGACAGCGAGAGUCAGCUGCCAGAGAAAAGUAAAGGUACCUCCGAGGUAGUAGUGUGUGCCAGCUACUACCCAUUACAGCCACAUAGCAAUUCCUUUGGGUUUGAACAAAUGGCUAAUUCCUCAGAGUUUCUCCGUCAGUACGGUCUCUCCUCGCUGUACAGCCACAUUGUGCUGUUGACAAGAACAAGGGCAUGCCAGCUGGAGGCACAACCCAAACCUCCCCCUGUACCCCAAUGGAAGCUCAUCCGCCAGCGGAAGGAGAUCAUGGUCACCGAUGAACCGCAAAAACUUCCUUUGUCAAAACCAGAGCAAUUCAUUGAGGUUGCCAGCCCUUUUCUCUCCUGUGGCGUCAAGAGUAGCGUUGGCCAGAUACCUGACGAGGCCAAGCAGAGCACUCAGGGAAAACGUUCCCCUCUGGUGUCCAUUGCUGAGAGAGAGGAGACCGAAUGCCGAGAAGGCCGUGGGCCAGAUGCAGCUGAAUGCACCACCAACUCACCUAACAUCACAGAAGACAACAUAGAGGUUACAGCAAAGGAUGUGAAGAAGGACAAUGAUGACAUCUCCAAUGAUCAACCCAAAACUGCAUUGGAGGAGCCUGUAACUGAGAAACCCUCGGCUCCUGUCAAACCCAUGCUGCAGGAGACCUGGAUGGACCUGAAUGACUUUGCUAAAUGCUUUCAGACUCUCUUUGUGUUUCAUAAACCGCAAAUUUACCCACAUCAUAUCCAUAAAUCACAGUUUAAGAGCACCAUCUUGUCCAAAACUGCAACAGGCACCAACUUGUCUGGGUCAUCUACACACUCCACUGGAUCCCUCCCUGUGACAUCUACUGUAGCAAGCCCUGAAUGUCCAGAAGUGAGAGGCACUCACUACCUGUGUGUGGACAGCCUGCAACCUCCCCAUAUCCUCAUCAGCUUCUCUGCUCUGCUUUGCUGGGGAGAUGCAGCUGAGGAGAGAAAGGAAAUGUCUGCAGCAUGUAGGUCUUCAGUUCUCAUCGUCCAGGUCUACUCCUGGAAAAGCCUGCAGUCUCAGCUGCCAGUACUCACCAUAAAGACCACCUCCUCAAAGGCCGCCAUGUUUAACUUACCCCCCGGGCGCCACGUCUUGUCCCUCCAUACAAAGGCAACACUGGGCUACCACGUUCACCUUUGCAGCAAGACACCGUUCAUGUUUGGGGAUGAAGAAACCAUCAUGUCACAACUUACCAAGGAAAGUGCUCGUUUCACUGACCAGGCCUCGUCCAUAUGGAGGGCCCUGUCCAGAUUGGUGUCUUCCUUUAGCGAUGGGCAGGACCAGCCAGCAGCCAGAAGAACCCUGGAAGAGGCUCAUUGCCCCCAAAACAUCAACACCACCCUGGGAAAAGAGGAACACCACAAGGUGUUUAACUCUGCAGUUUACAACAUGCUGUGUGAGGCUCUGGGCAGGAAGCUGACAUCAGAGGAGCGGUUUGCUAUACUGGCCCUCACAGCUGACCCUUCACUCUUGGCCACUGACCCCAAAGAGCACUCCCCUACUUUGGAUGCAGAAUCAAAGCCUGCAGAAAGCUGGAGAGACAGGGAGCCAACAGACAGGGAGGCAACAUACAGGGAGCCAACAGACAGGGAGCCAACAGACAGGGAGGCAACAUACAGGGAGCCAACAGACAGGGAGCCAACAGACAGGGAGGUCAAGGCAGUUACCAUCCUGCAGGCUGCAUUCAAAGGACACUUGGUGCGAGAGAUCUUAAAUGCCUCAAAACCGGGCACAAAGGAGAAACUCAGUGCUUCUAAGAUCCUUUUAGACAUGUGGCCGAAGGUUGAAUCUGAUGCAGAAAAACAUGCUGCCCUCUUGCUACGGUAUAUAAUUGACUACUCUGAGAGGAGAGGAGAGCUCUACCCCUGUCAGCAGGAUGAAUGGACCAGAGUCACCUUCGCUGAUUACUCCGUCUCUCUUCCAGACACAGCCAACUCCUGGGUCUUGGUCUUCAGAGAGGUGUUCCUGGUUCAUAAGGAGAUGCAGCUAGUACCAAAGGUCUACUCCCCAGCCCCUAAUUGUUUACUACACGUCAUAAACAACGACACAGGAGAGGAGCUGGACAUGUUCUUCAACAAAGUGGCAAACCAAGUCUAUCAACCCAACAAGCUUGGUUACACCUUUGUAGCAGAGGCUGUCACAUCUGAAUCACCACCUGCUGGUGCAAUGUGGAGGAUGCACUUGAUUGGCUCAAAGGAACUCCUUCCAAAACUGUCCCGCAACACUCCACUCAACACGUUCUCAGUGAAGAAAUUCCAGGAUUAUUACAUUCCCAAUGACAAAAACCUCAUAUGUCGUUACAAUGUGCAGGUGACUGCAGACGUCCUUGGAACAAUUCAGUUUCAGACUUCUAAGCCAGGCGUUUUGAUCCGUCUGUCGGUUCUGGACCAGGAGAAGGUCGUGGCGGGCAAUAGUGGCAAAGGUCAUGUGGUAAUACCUGUGUUCUGCUUCCAGGCCAACAAAGCCCUUAAUUCCACAGAUGAGAAGAACCAGAACCAGAAGGGAUCCCCCACCCAGGGCAAGGGAGGCAAGGUGAUGGACACUCCCCAGGAGAGAGAUGAGGAGGGCAGCACAGCUGGAAAGUCCUCGUUUGACCAGUUUCAGCCUCCCACAGAAACUAUGGUUCAUAAGUAUGUGGUGCAGGCAGAGGUGCUUCAUAAGAGCUGGGAUUUGGAUGAAUCUCAGCUGGCUUUUGUCCAUAUGCUCAGAGACUUGGAGAAGAAUGAAACGAGAGUAAACAAGCUUGAGGACCGUUCAUCCACCGCUGACACACCGCCCCAGCUUGGGCUCAAAUCUGGCACACAGAAAGCCAACCGCAAAGGGGAAGUUGACAAAGAGAAGGGGAAACCAGCUGCCAACUCAAAGCCUGGCUCCAGGCAGGAAGCGAGCCUUGACCUGACUAAGGCCAACUGGACUCUGCGUGUGGUCACUGACAAGAGCAAAGCAGAGAGCAUUGAGGUGGCGAAGGACACAGACAGAAUGGACCAGAUUAAAGCCAUUAAAAAAGCGUGGGAAAUGGCUGAACCAGGCCGCUAUGAGAAGGCUUUACAGUCUCGUCUCAAGUUUCUUAACCAGCUAGAUCGAGCAGGUGAGGAAACUACUCCAGAUGAUGCAGAGCCAGCUGCUUCCAGAUUGGAUACUAUUAAAAAAGUGACCAUGGACUCCACUCCCUUCAUCAGACGCCAAAAGGAUUUUCCAGCGCUGAUGGACUCGCAGAUAGAGGAGAUCCAGCAGAAGGAGCGCUUAGAAAAGAUCCAGACUUACCGGUUGGUCCGAGACAAUGUGCUGGAGCAUCAGAAACAGCAAGAGCUCAACAGAAGGGAGCUAAUAAUACACCAGCAGGAGAUGUAUAUGGAAAUGCAGGCAUCCUUGUGGCAGCACUGUAAGACAUUCCUGGAUGCUUGCGAGUCAUUUAGUAGCCGUCAGAUGGCGGCCGUGAAAAUGAAGCAAGAAGAGAAACAAGCUCUGGAGGAUGCUCAGAAGGAUGCUCAGAAGGAUGCUCAGAAGGAUGCUCAGAAGGCCGCUCAGAAGGCAACAACGCCCACAGCUUCGGCCAACCAGCAGCGAAACAAACGCGGCAAGACUGCUGGCAAGACUGCUGUCAAGAAGAAACCCUGAUCAUUGGCACUAAAUUCCAGUCUCAGUUCUCCUCAGUAGGCUGGUCUCCACAAGUCUGUUUGAACACUGAAGAAUCUUCAUUUAACAGAGUAGCUUUCACUUGAGGAUAUAAUACCCGACCAAAAGAGUGUAUUCUGUUUCAGAGCUGACAAUGCUUUUGCCUUUGUCUUUAGACUUUGUUGAAAUAUAAACGUGUUCAUACUUUCACAACAUUUAUACU